Molecule: messenger RNA, 881 nt
Organism: Coccidioides posadasii C735 delta SOWgp
Lineage: Eukaryota; Fungi; Ascomycota; Eurotiomycetes; Onygenales; Onygenaceae
Cellular component (GO): mitochondrion
Source: RefSeq, a predicted model, not a curated record
UUCCAAUUGGAAAGCCAAUUAUUUUCGUACGAAGUUAUUAUACAUAUAUUAGCAGCCCGCUUAUCUCCUCAGCGCUCUCUGCUGGUCGCAUUGAGCGCUAAUAAUGAUGGCAGCAGCCACAUCCUCCCCCGAAACCGCGAGCAAUCCUCCGCCCGGCUCCGCUCCUUCGACCAUAAAUCUCCGGAACCCAACUCCUCUCUCGGCAACGCAAGAGGCUGAAGUCAAAGCUAUAUAUUACAAGCGUGUUCGAGGCUACUGUGCGGCGGAAAUAAAAGAAUUUGCGGCUUGCGCGCUUAAUCGCACGGUCACUGCUACAUGGGUAUGCCGAAAAGAAAGACUAGCGAUGAACGCCUGUAUGGUUGAGCAUGCCAAACCAGAGGAAGAAGAUCGAGCGCGAGAGGAAUGGUUUGCGGGGCGAGAAGAACGAAGAAAAGCUCGUGAGCAUGAAGAUCGGAUGGUCGAAGAACGGAGGAAAGAGGUCAUUGCGAUGAUGAGAGAGGGUGAGAAGAGACGAAAAGCAGAGACAGGUGAGCAGAAGGCUGCCGAUGGGGGUAGUGGAGGCUGGCUUGCCUGGGGGAAAAGAUGAUGGCGGCCACGAGGUUCAGCAAGCAGUGGGUUACUCGAUUGAAAAGAGUAGGGAAUACGUUUGGAUCCUUGGUUUGGAUGGAAUGAGGCCGUUUGAGGACAGGCUGCCCAUGAGAGCCCCAGGGUUUGAAGCUACUGGGAGGUGUACAAUCUCCCUUGCACCUAGGAUAUUUACGCAUUUCGCGGCGUCACAGGAGUUGAGUCAUGGUGGGGUUAUGAUACUUUUUCAUUUUCUUCUAGAAUAUAGUGUACAAUACAGAUAUAACCAUAGUAUAUCUCCGCUAGUCCAGACCUCC